CGGGCUCCCGGCGGCUGCGGCUCCCGUGAGUGGCGGCGACUGCGACUGCGGCGCGGGCGGGCGAAGCGAGCGGGCACCGUCGGCAGCUGGCCGUGUCGGCCGCGGGAUGAGGAAGCGGGCCGAGCCCGUCGCCUUGGAGCAUGAGCGCUGCGCCGCCUCGGGCUCAUCCUCCUCCGGCUCGGCCGCCGCGGCGCUGGACGCCGCCUGCCGCCUGAAACAGAAGCUGCGCCUGGCGGGCAAGGGGCCCUCGGAGCCGCGCUGCGCCGCGGACGCGGGCAUGAAGCGGGCGCUGGGCAGGCGAAAGGGCCUAUGGUUCCGAAUGAAGAAGAUACUUCUCUGUGUUCUGGGGUUGUAUGUUGCCAUUCCAUUUCUCAUCAAACUGUGUCCUGGGAUACAGGCCAAACUGAUUUUCUUGAAUUUUGUGAGGGUUCCCUAUUUCAUUGACUUGAAAAAACCACAGGAUCAAGGUUUGAAUCACACGUGUAAUUACUACCUCCAGCCAGAGGAAGAUGUGACCAUUGGAGUCUGGCACACUGUCCCUGCUGUCUGGUGGAAGGACGCCCAAGGAAAGGACCAGAUGUGGUACGAGGAUGCCUUGGCUUCCAGCCACCCUAUCAUCCUGUACCUCCAUGGGAAUGCAGGCACCAGAGGAGGCGACCAUCGGGUGGAGCUUUAUAAGGUGCUGAGUUCCCUUGGUUACCACGUGGUCACCUUUGACUACAGAGGUUGGGGUGACUCAGUAGGAACCCCAUCAGAGCGAGGCAUGACCUAUGAUGCACUCCAUGUUUUUGACUGGAUCAAAGCCCGGAGUGGAGACAACCCUGUGUAUAUUUGGGGUCAUUCCCUAGGCACUGGGGUGGCGACAAAUCUGGUGCGGCGCCUCUGUGAGCGAGAGACACCUCCAGAUGCCCUUAUAUUGGAAUCUCCAUUCACUAAUAUCCGUGAGGAAGCUAAGAGUCAUCCAUUCUCAGUGAUAUAUCGAUACUUCCCUGGGUUUGACUGGUUCUUCCUCGACCCCAUUACAAGCAGCGGAAUUAAAUUUGCAAAUGAUGAAAAAGAAGAAUAAUCUGAAAAACCCUGGAUUCCAACCACAAGCACCACAGUGAGUGUUGGGCCCCCCGAAGCUGCCCCUCGGCCAUGCUCCUGGCUGAGAGUUGGGGGGCUGGUCGUGCUUCCCCCACUGGGAGUCACAAGCCCCUCCAUGGGCGGCUCUGAGGUGACAGCAGGUGACAUCAGGUGAACUUGGCCUUCUCUAGAGGUGGGUAAAGGUUAGGAUGUACUGUUUACAGUGGAAAUCCUAAAAAGAUUCCACUGUCAAAGUGUGACCCUCACAGCAGAGAGGCCCCUCCCUGGAAGCAGAGGGCAAGGUAUGUGCACCAGUAGCAGAAGCACAGAGUGCCAGACAGGCCGGGUGUCCGUGGGGUGACGAGUCUCCUGGCCCAGGUCCUGCCAGGUGCCAGGCUUGCCCAGUGCUGCCCUCAUGGAGCCCCCAGAUCAGUCUGGAACCACCAGAACCAGGCCCGUCUGUGGUUUGCUAGAGGGCUUGGAUCUGUGAACCUGUUGAAAACAUUAAUUUAUUUGUAAACAGGGUGACCUUGAAUGUCAUUUUUAACAAAGGUUAGAGGGUGUGGGCUUUUUUAGUAAACAUUCAUUUGCAAUAAAUUUCUUGGCCCAUCUAAAUUAUGUUGUUUUGUAAAUUUCAAAGAAUAUAUUUAGUGGCAGAGAUAAUCAUUUUAAUUUCCAGAAAAUACACAGGGGGCAAAUUUGGUGGAUGAAUUGAUCUCUAGACUUGACUGAAUAGAUGGUGCUACAAACAUCUAAAAAAUCAACUUUUAGGGACACCUGGGUGGCUCAGCGUUUGAGCAUCUGCCUUGGGCCCAGGGUGUGAUCCUGGGGUCCCGUGAUCCUGGGUCCCUGCAGGGAGCCUGCUUCUCCCUCGGCCUCUGUCUCUGCCCCUCUCUUUGUGUCUCUCAUGAAUAAAAAAAAAAAAAUCAACUUUUAGUUCUCUACUGAAAGCCAGUGGGAUUCUAGCCGUGAGCACCAUUGGCGAAGCCCGCCCUGAAGUCAGGUGCCUGCCAUAGGCAGGCCUGAGACCCCAGUCCUCUCCUGGGCUUGUGGUCUAGCCCCAUG
Molecule: messenger RNA, 2130 nt
Organism: Canis lupus familiaris (dog)
Lineage: Eukaryota; Metazoa; Chordata; Mammalia; Carnivora; Canidae
Gene: ABHD12
Product: abhydrolase domain containing 12, lysophospholipase
Exons: 11
Coding region: 107-1066 (319 amino acids)
Biological process (GO): monoacylglycerol catabolic process; phosphatidylserine catabolic process
Cellular component (GO): endoplasmic reticulum membrane
Molecular function (GO): phosphatidylcholine lysophospholipase A1 activity; monoacylglycerol lipase activity
Source: RefSeq, a predicted model, not a curated record